Aethina tumida (small hive beetle) is the source of this 2711-nucleotide messenger RNA. RefSeq lists its product as uncharacterized. Lineage: Eukaryota; Metazoa; Arthropoda; Insecta; Coleoptera; Nitidulidae. The record is from RefSeq and is a predicted model, not a curated record. Gene Ontology annotation, biological process: Ras protein signal transduction; positive regulation of GTPase activity. Gene Ontology annotation, molecular function: guanyl-nucleotide exchange factor activity. The coding region runs from base 95 to 2689 and encodes 864 amino acids. The transcript is spliced from 14 exons. Gene Ontology annotation, cellular component: plasma membrane.
UUGAAGCUUCAAACAGCCCCCCAGAAUAUACAGACUUUUUUUACAUUUACGUAGUGAUGCUUAUUACUUUGUACGGAUAUAAAUUACCGUCGAUAUGUCUGACUGUCGCGUGCAAAAGCUGCUCUUCUCUGAGUUCUGUGACUUCGAUGACAUGGUUUUAUUGGAAAGUCCGUUUGCACAGACCACAAAAGAUGGAACAGGCAUUCGACAAGUUCAUUUAGGAUUGACCCCGUCGAAAUUGAUAUUGGCAACCGACGUUCUGCCGCCAGUAAACGAGAACAUAACAUCAUACGUGCCAGGAAUCGAUCCGGAAAUCGAAACGUUCGAACUGAUCGCCAUAUAUCCGGUGACCUGCGUGAACCUGAGCGUCUACCACAGGAAACGCAGACAAGCACUGAAAGCCCGCUUCUGCAACAACAAAGUCCUCUACUUCGAAUUGGGCGGUUUCCAGAAACGAAAGAUGUUCUGGAACCUGUGGUGCGAGAAAGUCAAGUUUCUUUCGCCCGAAGGCACGGUCUCGUCGAAGUCCGAAACGUCGGUGGCCACGUCCACCACUUGCAGCACCUUGUAUCUGGUGGACAGGAAACUGGUGAACCACAAGGGCAUGACGCAACUUUGGUGCAAGUUCGGUCCCGGCGACCGAUCAAUCGACAAAAAUCUCCUCAACGUUGUCUUUGGUAAUAACGCACAGCAGUCUUCGGCACUAGUAAAUAAAUGGACGGAUAAAUACUUGUACUUGGGAGAAAAGUUUGCCCAAAAACCCUACGAUUACAAGCCCAUAAUGUAUCCACCCGACUACAAUAAUGUUGUUAGUGAAAAACCCUGUGUCUGCAUCCCCAAGUCGAGAAACAAGUUUACAAUUAAUUCAGCUAAAACCUGUUGUGAUCCCUUGAAUGGCAUGACGGAAGGACAAAACGUUAAAAAUCAAACUGACUUUUGCUUACUUGAACUGAAACAUCCUGAAGAGGCUGGUCAGUUUUACACAGUUUUAAACUGUGCACUUUAUCUGGACAGUGUUGUUCACAUUUGGGAGCACAACAAAUAUGAUUCAAUGAGAUACAAAGUAAAGCAUAAAAGAAGAUACGCCUUUAACCCUCAGUCAGAUUUUAUGAACGGUCUAGGACAUAGAUCAGUAAAAAGUGGAGAAAAUCUGAUGUUACAACUAAAACGGGCCGCAAGUGAAAUCCAUUUAAAUCACGAGUCAGACGAAUUUGGAUUUAGUAGACAACAUUUGAUAUCUUCCCCAUCUUGCAUAGACUUGCAUUAUACGUGUGUUAAUAACAUAAACAGCAACAAAAUUAAAACACCCGAAACUAAAACCAUGAUGUUAUUUUGGACCCCCGGCUAUUGGUACAUGCCAAAACCUGCCAAGGAGUUGUAUCUGGAUGUCAGGAAACAUAUGCAAUCAGUCACUGAAUAUCUCGAACGCACGAAUAAAAGGAAAUGUAAACAAUCGAGGAGCAUAUUAAGAAAGUUAUACACUAAGGAAAACUCCAAAGACAGUGACGACGAAGUGCCAAAGCUCUGCAAAAAAUCCAUGUCCAGGCAUGCCAGACGACCCACGCAAGAUGUGGAAUCAGCAGCCAGUUGUUGCUGGCCCCGGUCAAUUCAAUUACAAGAGGAAGUCAAGCCGGAAAAGUUCUCCGACUACAUGAAGAAAAAUUUGAAGCUCGACAUGGAAUUAAGGACGUGGGACUUCACGUCAACGAUUUUGGCUCAAGAAUUGACACUGAUUGACAAGGAAUUGUUUUUAAAAAUUCCUGCGGAAGAACUGGGGAUGGUUUUGGUGAAGCGCAACACGAAAUCAUCCCCUAAUAUAUCGGCGUUGUUGGUGUUUUCCCACAGGAUAAGUUGCUUGAUAGCGCACGAGAUAUUGAAAGAAACUUUGGAAAAGUGUCGAGCUAAGCUCAUAGCCCGAUUUAUAAAUUUAGCGGACAAGUGCCAUCAAAUGUCCAAUUUCCAAUCCUGCAAGACUGUAAUGAACGGACUGCAAACUCCUUCAAUCUAUCGAUUAAAAAAUACUUGGGCUUACGUUAGGAAAAAACAUGCGACCAAAUACCAACUAUUUCAACACUUGAGUAACCUGUACAGAGACCCCAGAACGCCGAAGUACCAGAAGAUGUUUUUUAUCAUGUCCCAAAAUACAACGUUUUUACCCUACAUUGGAGACGUUUUAGCCAAGCUGUUCAACAAAAUACCAAACUACGAUUUCAGUUUGUUCAAUCAAAAAGCCAGGAGUUGUUGCAGCUGGUCACUGUGCACCCCCAGUCCAACAAUGUCAUUAAACUCACUAGGAAGCAAAAAAAUGAAGACCGUCCAAAACGGAAACGUGAUAACGAAAUUCUUAAACUCGAUACGGAUGCUGAACGUCGAGCCCCCAAAGGUGCAGACGCAGAAAUCGAAAAAGCACAGGAAAAUCAAAACGUUCAGGAAAAAAACUCGGCCGUUCAAAUGUUUGGAUGAUUUUUACAAGCCGUUGUACGUUAUUGAAGAUAACAGAGUCCAAUGUUUACACGAGGCGUUGGAGUUUUUGGAGAAGACGCAAAUCGGUGCGUUACGUUACUCUUUUACUAGUAACGAAUUGGCAAGAUGCUACUUAUUAAAAGCUAGGUAUAAAGAAGAGAAAGACAAUUUUGUUUGUUCCUUAAGUAUAGAGCCAGCAAAUCAAUUAUGUAAUAAGCAAAAAUAAACUUAUUUGUAGUCUAGGAGAA